Sodiomyces alkalinus F11 is the source of this 2262-nucleotide messenger RNA. RefSeq names its product carbamoyl-phosphate synthase subunit L. Gene Ontology annotation, cellular component: mitochondrion. NCBI's taxonomy places the organism in Eukaryota, Fungi, Ascomycota, Sordariomycetes, Glomerellales, Plectosphaerellaceae. Gene Ontology annotation, molecular function: methylcrotonoyl-CoA carboxylase activity; metal ion binding; ATP binding. The record is from RefSeq and is a predicted model, not a curated record. The transcript is spliced from 3 exons. The coding region runs from base 1 to 2262 and encodes 753 amino acids.
AUGCGCUCUAUCAAGGCAAGGCAUCGGCUCGUCCGCCCCCUCCCUCGAUUGCUCAGCACAUCAUCAACGCCAUCUCCCUCUUCCGCCUCCCCUCAGAUCACUCCCAUCACUUCCCUUCUCAUAGCCAACCGCGGCGAGAUUGCCCUUCGAAUUCAUAGGACAGCCGAUAAGCUCGGUAUCCGAACCACAACCCUCUACACCGACCCCGAUGCCUCUUCACAGCAUGCCGCCUGUGCCCCCCACUCCCUCGCUCUAGGCAACCCCAAGGCGUACCUGGACGGCGAGCGCAUCAUUUCUCUGGCCAAACAGAACGGUAUCCAGGCGCUACAUCCAGGCUACGGCUUCUUGUCUGAGAAUGCCGCGUUCGCCUCUCGGUGUGAGCAGGAGGGCAUCGUCUUCGUCGGCCCUCCGGCCCAGGCCAUGGCCGAUAUGGGAGACAAGGCCAGGAGCAAGGAGAUCAUGAACGCGGCCGGGGUGCCCUGCGUUCCGGGAUACCACGGGCCAGAGCAGUCGGAGGAGCAACUCCUCCGCCACGCCCGGAAAAUCCAGUUCCCCGUGCUGCUCAAGAGCGUCCGCGGCGGCGGAGGCAAGGGCAUGCGCAUCGUCCCGUCCGAGGCCGACUUUUCGCAACAGCUCCGCAGCGCGCGCGCCGAGGCUCGCGCUUCGUUCGGCGAAGGGGGCGAGGUGAUGCUGGUCGAGAAGUACAUCGUGCGCCCGCGCCACGUCGAGGUGCAGGUUUUUGCCGACAAGUACGGCAACUGCGUCGCCCUCGGCGAGCGCGACUGCAGCGUCCAGCGCCGGCACCAGAAGAUCCUGGAGGAGUCCCCCGCGCCCGACCUCGACGAGGCCACGCGCCUCGACCUGUGGGAGAAGGCCCGGCGCGCCGCCCUGGCCGUCGGCUACGUCGGCGCCGGCACGGUCGAGUUCAUCCUCGAUCGCGACUCGGGCGCGUUCUACUUCAUGGAGAUGAACACGCGUCUCCAGGUGGAGCACCCCGUCAGCGAAAUGGUCACGGGCACCGACCUUGUCGCGUGGCAGCUGGCCGUCGCGGCGGGGGAGCCUCUCCCCAUGACGCAGGGGGAAAUCUCCGAAGCCAUCGCCGCGCGCGGGUCUGCCAUCGAGGCUCGCAUCUACGCCGAGAACCCGGAAAAAGGGUUCAUGCCGGAUUCCGGCACGCUCGUCCACCUCACGACCCCCGAAACGGACCCCGACGUCGUCCGCAUCGAUGCCGGUUUCGUCCAGGGCGACACCGUCUCCGAGGCCUACGACGGCAUGAUCGCCAAGCUCAUCGUCCGCGGGCCCGACCGACCCACCGCGAUCCGCCGCCUGGAACGCGCCCUGCAGGACUACGAGGUCGUGGGUCUCAGCACCAACAUUGAGUUCCUCAAGAAGAUGUGCCGGUCCCCGGCCUUUGUUGCCGGCGACGUCGAGACGGGCUUCAUCGACAAGUGGCGCGACGAGCUCUUCGCGCGGCGUCCCACCCGGGACGAGGUUUUUGUUCAGGCUGCGCUGGGGUCCCUCUUGGCCGCUGCGGAACCGUCACCAUCACCGUCACCGUCACCGUCACCGUCACCGUCACCGUCACCGUCACCGCACGGCCAGUCCCUCGGGUUCGGCGACCCCGCCACGACAACCGAGCGCAACUUUGCGUUCAAGGUCCUGGACGCCUACGCCGCGGAAGAGGGCCAGGUCGUCCAGGUGCGUCUCGCGCAGACGUCCCCCGCGCACUUCCGCGCCACGGUGCUACGCGGCAAAGAAGGGGGGGACGAGAACGGUCCAGCGGCGGUGUACGAAAACGUGGCGUGCUCGUCAUCGUCGUCCGUGGCCACGCCUUCCACCAACAGGCUGACGAGCUUCUUCCCGGACGAGAGGAUACAGUCGACCGUGGUGCGGACCUCGACGGCCCGGACCGCCGCCGAGGGGGGGGCGUCCAGGUUGGUGGUGUUCCAGCACGGCGGGCGGACGGAGCUGGCGCUCCUGCCGCCGUCGUGGUUCGAGAAGGCCCUCGGGUUGAAGGAGGUGGCUGCGUCGGUGGCCGCGCCGAUGCCGUGCAAGGUGUUGAAGAACGAGGUGGUGGAGGGGCAGAGCGUCAAGAAGGGGGAGCCUCUUGUAGUCAUCGAGUCGAUGAAGAUGGAGACGGUGAUUAGGUCACCUCAGGACGGCGUGGUGAAGAAGCUGACUCACAAGGAAGGGGAUAUCUGCAAGGCUGGAACUAUACUAGUACUGUUUGAAGAAGAGGCAGUCAAGGAGGGCGACUCAUGA